ACCGCCCGCCUCUUUAUAACAGGAACAGGUACGACAGUAGCAGCUAGCAGCAACCAGCCAGGUGUGGAUGUGUGGUUUGUUUUGUCAUUGCGAAAGAAAACCGUUCUUUCACUGCUCGUCGGUACUACCUAAUACUAGCUGUGUUGUCACCCGAAAAGGUAAUUUUCAUGAUCCACUUGUUGCGGAAGAGACGUAGUGCAAAGUGUUAACUAGCAGACGGCAGGCGCUUUUGGAUUUCAGUCCGGUAAAUUGAUCUAAAUUGCGUCCGCACUGCGAGAUUACAUUUGCGGUGAAAGGUUGCACGGUUGAUCAGACUAAGCGGAGUGUGGAUGGCAAGUAGAAAGUACAUGUUUUUGUGCAAUUACUGUGGAAAUUCGAGUCCGGAAAACGAAGUAUAGAGGAUGCGUAUAUAAGAGCAAAAGGCGGAAGACAUGUUGACACAUAGUUCAGUCACAAAAAAAAUCGAAACCAUUUUUCGUUGUCACUAGUAGCUCGUACUAAAGGUGCCACCUCAUCGAAGUUCGCAGAUAUCAGUGAGGAGGUAGACCGAGCAUAAUACACGCAUAUCAAGUUCUAUUUGAACCACACGCGAAGCGUAACGAAGUGACACCAAUUCCUGAUUUACUACUAAAAAAGGAUGCGUCGUAAUUUUCGAGUACUGCUAAAGUACGCCCUGGUUGGAGGCUUCAUUCUGCUCUUCCUAACGCUGAUCAUUCGAUCGUUCAACGUGGUGGAUCGGCAGAGUUUGUUCCAGGGACACCUAUCACCACGGCAAGAGCCACUAGUGCAACAUCAGAAGCAAGGAUCCUUCUUCAAUGGAUCGCCGAAAAAUGCACUCCAAAAACGGAUCGAUUGGCACGAUUACCAGUUGAUCGAACAGGAAAAGAAACGUACGGGAGUCGGAGAGCACGGCAUAUCUGCCCAUCUGGAGAAAAAAGAUGAAGCGAUGAAGGAUAAACUGUUCAAGAAGAAUGGUUUCAAUGCUGUAUUGAGCGACUUGAUUUCGUUAAAUCGUUCGCUGCCAGAUAUUCGCCACAAAGGUUGCCGGAAGAAGAAGUAUUUGACUGAACUACCAACGGUUAGUGUGGUGGUUCCAUUCUAUAAUGAGCAUUGGAGUACGCUUCUGAGAACGGCAUCCAGUGUCUUGUUGAGGUCACCUCCGGAGCUUAUCAGUGAGAUAAUUUUGGUGGACGAUUGUAGUACUAAAGAGUUUCUGAAGGAUCAAUUAGACAGGUAUGUCACGGAGAACAUGCCGAAGGUUAAAGUAGUUCAUUUACCUGAGCGGUCCGGUUUAAUAACGGCUAGAUUGGCUGGAGCGAAAGUAGCUACUGCUGAUGUGUUAAUUUUCUUGGAUUCGCACACGGAAGCAAACGUAAAUUGGCUACCACCAUUGUUGGAGCCAAUCGCGGAGGAUUAUAGGACCUGUGUUUGUCCGUUUAUUGAUGUAAUUGAUUGGGAUACAUUUGAGUAUCGAGCCCAGGAUGAAGGCGCGCGGGGUGCAUUCGAUUGGAAGUUUUACUACAAGAGGUUGCCGCUGUUGCCAAAAGAUUUAGCGAACCCCACAGAACCUUUUGAAAGUCCUGUAAUGGCGGGAGGAUUGUUUGCGAUAAGCUCAAAGUUCUUUUGGGAACUUGGUGGGUACGACGAAGGUUUGGAUAUAUGGGGUGGUGAACAGUACGAGUUGAGCUUCAAAAUUUGGCAGUGCGGAGGCCGGAUGUAUGAUGCACCUUGUUCUCGCGUGGGUCAUAUCUAUAGAGGGUAUGCUCCUUUCGGAAAUCCCAGGAAAAAAGAUUUUCUAUCACGAAAUUACAAGCGCGUUGCCGAAGUGUGGAUGGAUGAAUAUAAAGAAUUUCUGUAUAUGAGAGAUAGAAAGAAAUACGAUAACACUGAUGCUGGAGAUCUGUCUAAGCAGUUGGCUAUUCGUGAGAAAUUACAGUGCAAGCCGUUCAAAUGGUUUAUGGAAAAAGUUGCUUUCGAUUUGAUCGAAAAAUACCCACCGGUUGAACCUCCGGACUUUGCCAACGGCGCAAUUCAAUCGUUGUCCAGUCCUAAUCUCUGCGUUGAUACGUUAAGUCAUGGAGAGAAGCAAACAAUCGGGUUGUUCUCCUGCGCUUCAGAUAAAAUUCAGCCACAACCUAAUCAGUAUUUCCAGCUGUCGUGGCAUCGCGAUUUGAGAAUCAAAUUCGGUGAACUUUGCUGGGACGUUUCGGAAAGUGGGCAGAACGCGAAAAUUUUACUAUUCCACUGUCACGGUGGACAGGGCAACCAGCUGUGGCGGUACGAUUUUGAUAAGCAAAUGAUUAAGCAGGGUAAGAACAAUCGUUGCCUGGAUAUGGACGCUGGCCAAAAAUCUGUAUUCGUGAAUCCUUGCAAUAUAGAGAAUCCCAACCAGAAGUGGAAGUGGGGCUUUGUGAAUAUAACCGCCAUGCAAAGUUGGGAGACGUACGGGGCAAAGUUAAUCGACUGAAUGGUAGUGGAAGACCAUCGCUUACUUCCACGAGCUCAAAUUCAUUUCUAUUAUAAAGUUAUACAACAUCACGAAUUGUGAUAGAAAACAGUCCAAGGUAGAACAAAUGAGUGGUAAUUAAGCCAAGAAUAAUGUGUUUUUUUUGUUAAGUGGAAAUUCGAGGUCUUGAACAAAUUGGAUUUUCUAAACUGUUUAUUGAAAGGACUUGAUUAAAGUAGUGUGAUAAAGGCAGUAUAAAAAUGAGUAUCUGAUAUUUUUUCUUUGAGCUGCACAAAAGCGUAUGGUAGGAUAACUAUACGAAUAACUUGCCAUGAAAACAUAUUCCCAACAGGAAUGGGUAGCCGAAUAACGAUAAUCACAAUAAACAUAUCUAGUCUGUAAGAUUUUUCUAGUAUUAUGUUUGCUGCAGUAACGUAGUAGAACAGAAGACAAUUGUAACGAAAUGCAUUUAAUCAAUUUAAAGGCCAUUUCCUUGAAACAUCUAUUUUGGGGAACCCAACAGCGUUAUUCUAUAGAAACGUGUACGAAAUGUGGAUUUCGAAACCGCUGCUACAAAUAAAAGCAAUAAAACAAGUAUUUUUUUGUCAAAACAAUGUGUUUGUUUG
Messenger RNA from Sabethes cyaneus, 3072 nucleotides. Its product is annotated as N-acetylgalactosaminyltransferase 6-like. Bases 638 to 2467 code for a protein of 609 amino acids. NCBI's taxonomy places the organism in Eukaryota, Metazoa, Arthropoda, Insecta, Diptera, Culicidae. Gene Ontology annotation, cellular component: Golgi apparatus. The record is from RefSeq and is a predicted model, not a curated record. The transcript is spliced from 3 exons.